AUGAUCCAGUUUGCAACCAGGACCGACCGGUUUGUCCUGCUUUUGGCCACAGUCGCGGCUGCUGUGGCGGGAGCUGCACUGUCGGCUGUCUCCGUCAUAGUUGGUGCAUUUACUCAGCACUUCAGUGACUUUCUCGGAGCGAAGGGGUCCGCGGAAGACCUUGUCCACAGUACCCGGCACUUGGCCCUAUAUUUUAUAUACCUUGGGCUCAUCUCAUUUGUCGGGUUAUCACUCAGCACACUCGGGUUUACCCGUGUCGCUGAGUCCAGCACUUACCGUCUCCGGAGGGCAUACCUGUCAUCCCUCCUGAGGCAAGAUGUUGCGUACUUUGAGUCUACUGGCCCUGGGGAGGUAGUCUCGCGUGUCACUACCGAUAUGAGUCUCAUUAUCGACACUUUGUCUAACAAAAUGUGUCUGCUGUUAACUGGCCUCUUCGCUUUCGUGACUUCGCUGAUCAUCGCGCUCUCUUCUAACUGGCGCCUGGCCCUGGUUCUUAUCUGCAUGCCCGCUACUAUGAUUGUGAUUAUGGGAACACUGGGCUCAUACAUGAAUAAGAUGCAGCAAAAGACUGCAAGCGAAUAUGCGAAAUCCGCCAAUUUUGCCGAGGAUGUCUUUUCCUGUGCUCGCAGCGUGAUGGCAGAUGGGGCACAAAGGCGGUUGGAGAGUCGAUAUGAGAAGAUUCUCAUACCUGCACUGAAGGCAGAUCUGCGGGGUAAGGGAGCUAUGGCGAUGAUGGUUGCUAUCGUGAUGAUGGUGAUCCUUUGGGGCUACGGACUUGCUUUCUGGCAAGGAAAUAGAUUCCUACAGAACGGCGAUGCCACCUUAGGCGAAAUUGUGACGGUUUUGCUGACAUGUACGAUGGCUGGUGUAGUUUUGGGUCAAUCGGCACCAUUUGCUGCUUCAGUCAUGCAAGCAAAGGCGAUCUCCGCCGAAAUAUAUGCCACUAUCGAGCAGGUAUCUCCGAUUGAUCCUCUAUCAACAUCUGGAGAGACUCUGGGAUCUGUCACUGGGGAUAUUGAAUUUCGCAAGGUCAAAUUCGCAUACCCCUCUAGACAUACGAAUAUCGUUUUGAACGAAUUUACCAUGAGGAUCAAACCCGGAAAGUCAACCGCGGUUGUUGGUCCAUCAGGAGCUGGCAAAUCAACCCUGAUUGCCCUUGUGGAAAGGUUAUACGAUCCAUUAGAUGGGAAUAUUCUACUUGAUGGACGACCCAUCGACCAGCUAAACCUCCGUUGGAUGCGAUCUCAAAUUGGGCUUGUGCCACAAGAACCUUUUUUAUUCAAUGCCUCAAUAUACGAUAACAUAUUAUACGGGCUAGGCGCGGAGGCGGAAAAGUUUUCUACAGAGACAAUCACAGAAAAGGUGUAUGAGGCGGCCAAACUUGCGAAUAUACAUACCUUCAUUCUGAAUCUCCCUAGGGGAUAUUCAACUAGAGUCGGCCAAGGUGGCAACCUUCUCUCGGGUGGCCAGCGCCAAAGAAUUGCUAUUGCAAGAGCCGUCAUCUCUAACCCACGCAUCUUGCUACUUGAUGAAGCCACAUCAGCAUUGGACACGAAGAACGAGCAUGAUGUUCAGCAGGCUCUUCGGGCAGUCUCCAAAGGACGAACCACGCUCAUUAUUGCACAUCGUUUAUCCACAAUUCAGAGAGCCGACAACAUUGUUUUCAUGGACCACGGAAAACUCAUCGAACAAGGAACACACGAGGAACUAAUGUCUCAACAAUCGGUGUAUUCAAAAAUGGUUCAAGCACAAGAGAUCGGAAAUGCCCCUCUGUCCUACCAUUCCAAAAAGAAGUCAUUCCAUGUGGAGAGGGCAUUGCAGAAGGCAGAAUCUUCUGCAUUGGAUACGGCCUUUCUUAGCCCGCCUGCAAAACCAUCAACAUGGACACAUUUCAAGCUGGUCUGGCACCUCAACCAACCCGAGAAAGGCUUAAUGCUCCUUGGUAUAGCUGCCAGCGUAUUCGCAGGUUCCGGCUACCCGAUUCAAGCCAUCUUCUUUGGCAAUGCCGUCGUGUCUAUUAUCUCUCCAGACCUCAGCACGGAUAGUCAUCCUUCUAAAUUCUGGGCACUCAUGUACUUUGUCCUCGGAAUCGCCCAGCUAAUAGUUUGCGCCUUACAGGGGGGGUGCUUUGCCGUCGCCAGUGCCCGGCUUGCUUACCGCACCCGCACCAGGGCUUUUGCCUCCCUUAUCAACCAAGACAUGGCUUUCUUUAAUCAAGUAGAAAUAUCUUCCGGUUCUCUGGCUGCCUUCCUAUCAACCGACGCUAGCAAAUUGGCAGGUGUCAGCGGAACUACUUUGGGCGCAAUUCUGAACAGUGUCAUGACCCUCAUAACUGCCAUUGCGGUGUCUUGCUCAUUCGGAUGGAGACUGGCUCUGGUAGCUACAUCCACCAUCCCAGUUUUGCUUACGUGCGGGUUCUUACGCUUCUGGGUGAUAUCAUGGGCCGAGUCCCGCACGAAGCGAUCCACUGAUGCUGCGGGUAUGGCAUGUGAGGCUAUUUCAGCAAUAACAACAGUCGCCGCCUUGGGGAUUGAGGAGACCGUUAUGAACCUUUAUUGCGAGAAGCUCCGAGCCGAAAAACCUCAGACGCUCCGUUUUUGUCUCGGAUCCAGCAUCUUGUAUGCUGCAAGCCAGUCCCUCGUUUUUUGGGUGACGGGCUUUCUCUUCUGGUACGGCGGUACCAAACUGGUUGCAUCCGGCGAGUAUACUGUCCAGCAAUUCUUCAUCUGUUUCACAGCCAUUGUCUGGAGCUCCCAAGCUGCGGGUAUGGUGUUUUCGUAUGCUCCAGAUAUCUCAGGAGCCCGAGACGCGGCCGCGCAGCUGGCCGAUCUUCUUUCCAGUCAACCUGAUAUCGACGCGAGUUCCCAAGGUGGUAGUGCAGCCGAAAACGCCUCAACUGAUGUGGUAUUCUCCUCGGUAGAAUCUGAAUUCCCUUCCGCUCGUGACUCCUCGGUGGUUCUACACGACAUUAAUUUCGUUGCCGACAGUGGCAAGUUUACUGCCAUCGUCGGCCCCAGCGGUAGUGGGAAGAGCACCAUGUUGAGCUUGAUUGAACGUUUCUAUGAUCCUAUUCGGGGUACCGUAAUUGUCGGCGGCGUGGAUAUCCGCCGGUAUAAUCUAGCUGAUCUGAGAAGGCAGAUUUCCUUUGUAGGCCAAGAUUCCUGGAUGACAGGCGGGACCAUACGUGACUGCCUGCUUAGCGAGGAACAAGAUUUAUCAGAGGAUGAGAUUGUUGCUGCAUGUCGAGAUGCUAACAUCUACGACUUUAUUAUCUCUCUCCCUGCUGGUUUUAACACCCCCGUCGGUGGCAAAGGAAAUCAGCUAUCUGGCGGCCAGAGACAGAAAAUCGCCAUUGUGAGAGGACUAUUGAGGAAGCCCAGGAUACUUCUUCUUGAUGAAGCAACCUCUGCCCUUGAUUCGGUAUCCGAAAGACAGGUCCGGACUGCUCUCUACAAAGUCGCGGAAGGGCGGACAACAAUUGCUGUUACUCACCACCUGGCUUCAAUUGUACAUGCGGAUUGCGUAUACGUCAUGGACCAAGGAAGGAUCGUUGAACACGGCUGUCAUGAUGAUUUGCUUACUCGGAGAGGCAUGUAUUGGCGACUUUUCACACUUCAAGAUCUUGAAGGCAAAUAA
This is a messenger RNA of Aspergillus affinis, 3636 nucleotides long. RefSeq names its product ABC transporter ATP-binding protein. Gene Ontology annotation, molecular function: ATP hydrolysis activity; ABC-type transporter activity; ATP binding. Gene Ontology annotation, biological process: transmembrane transport. Bases 1 to 3636 code for a protein of 1211 amino acids. The record is from RefSeq and is a predicted model, not a curated record. NCBI's taxonomy places the organism in Eukaryota, Fungi, Ascomycota, Eurotiomycetes, Eurotiales, Aspergillaceae. The transcript has 7 exons. Gene Ontology annotation, cellular component: membrane.